Messenger RNA from Cheilinus undulatus (humphead wrasse), 2648 nucleotides. RefSeq names its product cyclic AMP-responsive element-binding protein 5-like. Gene Ontology annotation, biological process: regulation of transcription by RNA polymerase II. NCBI's taxonomy places the organism in Eukaryota, Metazoa, Chordata, Actinopteri, Labriformes, Labridae. The record is from RefSeq and is a predicted model, not a curated record. The transcript is spliced from 11 exons. Bases 230 to 1906 code for a protein of 558 amino acids. Gene Ontology annotation, molecular function: DNA-binding transcription factor activity, RNA polymerase II-specific; cAMP response element binding.
ACUGUCCCGGUUAGAGUCUCAUCACUCGGCUGGAGCGCGAGCGUCUAUUUGGGGGUGUGACAGCUCUCUCCAUACAGCUGUGCCGGGCUUGUUUAUGACUUGAACAGGUUGCUUCACGGAGCAGUAAAGGAGGGACACAUGCCGGCAUGUUUUUGGGACGCAUACCGGUACCGAAUGCCUGCUUGUCGGAGGAGUUUGCCGGUCAGAACCGCUGCUGAGUGAGAGCUGAAUGAGCUCCGAGUUGUUGCCAUUCAUUUAUCAAACAUGGCAACUUUGGCUUGUGUAUGACAUGAAUGACAAACAGGACAGGCCUUAUGUGUGCGGCGCUCCCGGCUGCUCUCAGCGCUUCCAGUUAGAGGAGCACCUGAUCAUCCACAGACACAAGCAUGAGAUGACCCUCAAGUUCCCCUCCAUCAAGACAGACGCAACUUUUACAGAUCAAACUCCAACGCCAACAAGAUUCCUGCAGAACUGUGAAGAGGUGGGGCUGUUCAAGGAGAUAGAGGAAGAGUUUCUUCAAGCGGAAGAAGAGGAGAAGUGCAAACAGACGCUCUCUCACAAUGGGCCGUCAUCCUGUAUGAACCAGCAGCCGCUAAAACCACAGCUUCAGCUCCAGCACCCACAACCCCAACCUCAGCACCCAUCUCUGCACCACCCUCAGACCCACCCUCUGCAGCAUCCCCAGCCUCAUGGCCCCCUAAUGGGCCCAAGCUGCAGCCUGGCUGCACAGCAAGCUCUCUCCUGCUCCCAGUCUGGAUCAGUGAUCACCCAGGCUACUUCUACCCUCACACACUCAGGGCCGGUUCCUGGGCCGCUGUCCUCCCUUCUCCACAUGAGGAACCGACACAGACAACCACUGCCAGCCUCCUUACCUGGCACCCUGCCAGACCCCGCCAUGCAAGGAGCAUCUGCUCAGCACAUGCCUAUAGAGAAGCAGAUGUCGUGUUUAAUGGGUAUACCAGGGCCGGUACACAACCCCUCCUGUUCCUCGCCUCAGAGAUCCAAACAGACACUGGGCCAUCAUUUCCCACAGCACCACCCAGGAAUGGUCAGCGUAAACAACCCUGUGACAGCCAUGGGUCACAUGAUGGAUAUGAUGUCACAACGACAUCAGGCGCCUCCACUACAACACCACCAUCCUCCUCCUCCUCCGCCACAUCAUCAUCAACAACAUCAUCCUCAUCAUCAGCAUCAUCAGGCACAGCUUCCAGCUCAACACCUCCCAUACCAACCGCGAUGCCAUGCUCCACCGCCGCAGCAUCUAGGAAGCCCCCACAGACACCAGCUUCACCAGUCAGCGAAUGUACCGCACGCUCAGGCUCACCAAUCACCGCCUCAGCAUCUGCAUCAGGGUUCACCUCCAGCACCUCCUCUGUCUGUUCCUCCACAGUUAUCACCAAUUGCACAGCAGAUGCAGCCCGCCCAGUCGUCUCACUCCCAGCAUGCAGUGCAGGCAGGUGGAAGCUGCAGCGGUGCAGGAGGAGGUGGUGGUGGUAACCGACGCAGGAGGACAACCGAGCAAGAUCCUGAUGAACGCAGGCAGAAGUUUCUGGAACGCAACCGUGCUGCGGCCACCCGCUGCCGACAGAAGAGGAAACUCUGGGUGUCGUCUCUGGAAAAGAAAGCCGAGGAGUUGACGCACACAAACCUGCAGCUACAGAACGAGGUGACGUCCCUCAGGUCGGAGGUGGGUCAGCUAAAGCAGAUUCUGCUCACCCACAAGGACUGUCCGGUCACCGCCCGGCAGAGGGAGGCGCAGGGGUUUUCCACUGCAGGGGUGAGCCCGGCAGGAAGUCCCACCCCUGUAGGUCCCGGGUCUCAUCUGCAGGCCAUCCAACACAACAGCAUCUCCACCUCCUCGACAACUGGAGGCGAAACGGGGCACGACCUCCAGCCUGGACACUAACCUUCAACAUUUAGAGGAGGGGGAGGGACUGGAUGUGUGAGUUUCAUCAGACUGGAUGAUCAUUACUCCACCUUAGUCUCACUCAGCUGUGGAUCCACGUCUCAUUACAUUACACACAGAAAUGGAUAGGUGAUUUAUAGAUCCAUGUGAACACUGUGGUGCUUUUCAACAUUUGUCAUUUUGGUCUGAGGAGACAACCACUUACCAAGACAUUUCCAUAACGUGCAAAAAUAACUCUUUCUGAAAGUCUGUGAUGGUUACAACUGGAUCCUGUGUUCAUUCAAUCUAAUCUAACCAUUGCCCUCUACCCUCUGACUAUGCACAAACACAACCCUAACACAGCUUUUCAGUAUAUUUUGCUCUUUUACCUUGCACUAAUUUAAAAAAAAAAAAACAAAGCCUAUGUAUUAGUUUUAUAUUUUUAACAAAGCAAGUGCACACCUUAUGCCUUCUCUGUGAUGCAGAGGCAGCUUGUCAAAACUAUGUAUUUUUCUACAAGUUAUACAUAAAAAACAGAAAAUGUUUAUUUUAAGAUUUAGAAUCCGGGUUGGUGUCAGAAAGCCAUUUAAAACAUAAUUGUACAGAAUUUCCCUUCAAGCACUUUUUAAAACAACCCUAAAUGAGCUGAAAACUGCACCUCAUGUCUCUAUCAAUCCCUGUCAGUUAAUGAAAUAAACUUUUAUUCUGGUAUAAGGGUGUUUUAUGUCUGUUUAAAUCAUUUUGAUGAAAUAAAACCUGUUAG